UUUUGUUUUCCCUUAUUUCCUACGCUAGACGAAUGAGCCGUUGCAUGUGAGAAAAGUCCUACGGGCUACAAGAUUCAUAUGAACCGAAGAUGCCAUAGUUUGCAGCUAGCCUAAAUUCCACCUUUUUAUUUCUCUUUGCGCUGGAUGAAAAGGCAUCACUUGCAGUGAAGUAGAUCCCCGUUUACUUCUUGGUUUGUCCUCAGAGGCAGGCCCUGUUUGUCGUUGGGCGGUGGCCUUUGAAUGAGAAAACAAAAAAGGGGGCCAGCCAGAUCAGAUCUUGAUCCAAGGCCAGGAAUCAUCAAAUUAGCCACCGGUACGACUCGCAACUUAGGAUCUAGAUCCUAAAAACUCUGAUUCCAUGUGCAACCGAGGAGUAUUAUUUACAUAGGAAACUGCUGCCUCUGUAUUCUGUACUUACAAAGACUAUAAACAUGGCGGCAAAGUCUUAAAUUAAACUCAGAGACUUAGAGUAGAGGGGCUAUACUACUAAUAAUCAUUUCAAAGUCUUCUUGGAGACGGAGAGCAGAGCAGAGCCGCAGAGGAGACACCCAACGGACCACGGCAGCCAUGGCCGGAUUCUUCCCUCUGGCCGUCUGCGCCGUGGCCUUCCACCUCUGCCUUCUCCUCUGUUCGUCUUCGUCUCUCCGGGUAGCCCCCGAGAGCUCGAGAUCGAGCUCGCCGGCCCGCCAUGGCGGUGGCAAGAGGAUCAGGACCGCCUACCACUUCCAGCCCGCCAAGAACUGGCAGAACGAUCCGAAUGGGCCAAUGUACCACAACGGGGUGUACCACUUCUUCUACCAGUACAACCCCGGCGGCGCGACCUGGGGCACGGGGAACCUCUCCUGGGGCCACUCCGUCUCCGGCGACCUGGUCAACUGGCUCGCCCUCGCCCCCGCCCUCGUCCCGGGCUCCCCCUUCGACGCCAACGGCUGCUGGUCGGGCUCCGCCACGGUCCUCCCCGGCGGGAUCGGCCCCGCCUUCCUCUACACCGGCAUCGACGCCGCCGGGGACCAGGUCCAGAACGUCGCCUUCCCCAAGGACCCCUCCGACCCGCUCCUCCGCGACUGGGUCAAGCCGGCGUACAACCCCGUCAUCCCUCUCCCUUCCGGCGUCCCGGGCGACAGCUUCCGUGACCCUUCCACGGCGUGGGUCGGCCGCGAUGGGCUCUGGCGCGUCGCCGUGUCCGCCGCCGUGGUUGGAGGAGAAGGCGGGGGGUCGACGCUGGUGUACCGGAGCAAGGAUUUCCGGCGGUGGGAGCGGAACCCAGCGCCGCUGCACGCGUCUGGCAAAGCUGGCAUGGUCGAGUGCCCGGAUCUGUUCCCCGUGGCCGCGCCCGGCCACGAGGAAGGGCUCGACCUUUCGUCUUCGUCUCCGGCGGCGGGGGCGGCGAGGCACGUGCUGAAGCUGAGCGUGAUGGACACGCUGCAGGACUACUACGCGGUGGGGGUGUACGACGACGCGGCGGACACCUUCACGCCGGUGGAGGAGGACGGCGAGGACUGCCGGAGCUGGCGGCGGUUCGACUACGGCCACGUGUACGCGGCCAAGUCCUUCUUCGACGCCGGGAAGCGCCGCCGCGUGCUCUGGGCCUGGGCCAACGAGUCCGACUCGCAGGCCGACGACAUCGCCCGAGGCUGGUCCGGCGUCCAGAUCUUCCCGAGGAAGGUGUGGCUCGACGCGGACGGGAAGCAGCUGCGGCAAUGGCCGGUGGAGGAGAUCGAGACACUCAGAAUCCCCAACAACAGACGUGCCGGGCUAUUGCCUGGAGCGGACCAGGUGAACGCCGGCGGCUUGAACGAGAUCGUGGGCGUGGCGGGCGCCCAGGCGGACGUGGAGGCCGUCUUCGAGGUCCCGGCGCUGGAGAACGCCGAGAGCCUGGAUGAUGAUCACUCCAACUGGCUGCUGGACCCGCAGAGGCUGUGUGGGGAGAAAGGCGCGUCGGUGCGCGGCGGCGUCGGCCCCUUCGGGCUCCUCGUCCUCGCCUCCGGUGACCUGCACGAGCACACCGCCGUCUUCUUCCGGGUGUUCAGAUACCAGGGCAAGUACAAGACCCUCAUGUGCACCGACCUCACGAGGUCGAGCACGAGAGCCGGGGUGUACAAGCCGGCGUACGGCGCGUUCGUGGACAUGGACAUCGAGGAGCACGGGGCCGUGAUAUCGCUCAGAACCUUGGUUGAUCAUUCGGUGGUGGAGAGCUUCGGGGCCGGGGGCCGGACGUGCAUGACGGCGCGGGUGUACCCGGAGGAGACGACGGCGGGCAACGGCGAGGAGAGCCGGCUGUACGUGUUCAACAACGGGACGGGCGCAGUGAAGGUGGCCAGGCUCGAGGCGUGGGAGCUGGCGACGGCGUCCGUCAACGUCGUCACGGUCGGGGACGACGGCGGGUCGAUCCUUCUGGGAUCCAUGCGCGCAAGUGAAGCCGAGUAGAAGAAGGGUGGGAUUUGGGGGACUUGUCAUUGUUUGUCUGGACAGAAGGAGGGGACGACGUACGUACCGGUGGGGGAUGACGAUUCGUUCGUGAUUGUUUGUUGUUUCAGAAACACGCAUGCCAGAUUCAGAGAACUUGGUUUGUUAAAGCUAAAUGAAUUCAGGGUUUGCACGGUGCGUGCUAGGGAAAGAAUUGCUAAAGUAAUAACUUCAUGGAGGUCGUCGUGGUA
Messenger RNA from Brachypodium distachyon (stiff brome), 2657 nucleotides. RefSeq names its product beta-fructofuranosidase, insoluble isoenzyme 7. The record is from RefSeq and is a predicted model, not a curated record. The transcript is spliced from 5 exons. Gene Ontology annotation, biological process: carbohydrate metabolic process. Lineage: Eukaryota; Viridiplantae; Streptophyta; Magnoliopsida; Poales; Poaceae. The coding region runs from base 568 to 2427 and encodes 619 amino acids. Gene Ontology annotation, molecular function: hydrolase activity, hydrolyzing O-glycosyl compounds.